Nanorana parkeri is the source of this 1553-nucleotide messenger RNA. It is a transcript of the gene PRPF31, whose product is annotated as pre-mRNA processing factor 31. Gene Ontology annotation, biological process: spliceosomal tri-snRNP complex assembly; mRNA splicing, via spliceosome. Lineage: Eukaryota; Metazoa; Chordata; Amphibia; Anura; Dicroglossidae. The coding region runs from base 36 to 1532 and encodes 498 amino acids. Gene Ontology annotation, cellular component: U4/U6 x U5 tri-snRNP complex; precatalytic spliceosome; U4 snRNP. The transcript is spliced from 15 exons. The record is from RefSeq and is a predicted model, not a curated record.
ACGGAAGAAACGAGACCUCUUAUCAGUGGUAAAGCAUGUCUUUGGCUGAUGAAUUGCUAGCUGACCUGGAGGAGGCAGCUGAGGAAGAAGAGGAACACCUAAUAGAUGAAGAAGACUUGGAGACAAUUGAGGAGGUGCAGGAGGAGAUGCAAGUAGACCUGAAUGCAGAGUCUGUGAAAAGUAUAGCCAAAUUAUUGGACAGUAAACAGUUUGCAGAAAUUUUGGCAAAGAUUGAAGAAUAUGUAAAAAAACAGCCCAAAGCAUCAGAAGUGCUGGUGCCGGUCUCUGCUGCUCCUGAGUAUAAAGUGAUUGUGGAUGCAAAUAAUUUGACUGUGGAAAUUGAGAAUGAGUUAAAUAUCAUUCACAAAUUUAUUAGGGACAAAUACUCUAAAAGGUUUCCCGAGUUAGAAUCUUUGGUUCCCAAUGCUUUGGACUAUAUCAGAACAGUAAAGGAAUUAGGAAACUGUUUGGCUAAAUGCAAGAACAAUGAGAACCUUCAGCAAAUCCUGACCAAUGCAACUAUAAUGGUUGUUAGUGUUACUGCCUCCACCACACAAGGGCAGCAGCUGACUGAAGAAGAAUUGGAGCGUAUUGAAGAGGCAUGUGACAUGGCACUGGAGCUCAAUCAGUCGAAACAUAGAAUCUAUGAGUAUGUAGAGUCUCGUAUGUCAUUCAUUGCUCCCAAUCUAUCAGUCAUCGUUGGAGCUUCUACUGCUGCCAAAAUUAUGGGUAUAGCUGGUGGUCUUACAAAUCUUUCAAAGAUGCCCGCUUGUAAUGUCAUGCUCCUGGGGGCACAGAGGAAAACACUAUCGGGAUUCUCCAGCACCACUGUUCUACCGCAUACUGGUUAUAUCUAUCACAGUGACAUUGUACAGUCUUUACCAUCAGACUUGCAUCGGAAAGCAGCUCGAUUGGUAUCUGCCAAAUGCACCUUGGCUGCUCGAGUAGACAGUUUCCAUGAGAGUUCUGAGGGAAAGGUGGGUUAUGACCUAAAAGAGGAGAUUGAAAGAAAGUUUGAUAAGUGGCAAGAACCUCCGCCUGUCAAGCAAGUAAAACCUCUGCCAGCCCCACUUGAUGGACAAAGGAAGAAACGUGGUGGACGCAGAUAUCGUAAGAUGAAAGAGAGACUGGGACUUACAGAAAUCCGCAAACAGGCUAACCGUAUGAGCUUUGGAGAGAUAGAAGAAGAUGCAUAUCAAGAAGAUCUAGGUUUCAGUUUGGGGCAUCUUGGAAAAUCUGGAAGUGGAAGAAUACGUCAGGCUCAGGUCAAUGAAGCUACAAAGGCCAAAAUCUCCAAAACGUUGCAGCGCACAUUACAGAAGCAAAGUAUGGUUUAUGGAGGCAAGUCUACUAUCAGAGACCGGUCUUCAGGUACAGCGUCCAGUGUAGCCUUCACACCUCUUCAGGGUCUGGAGAUUGUAAAUCCACAAGCUGCAGAGAAGAAGGUGGCAGAAGCCAAUCAAAAAUAUUUCUCCAGCAUGGCAGAGUUCCUUAAAGUGAAGAAUGAAAAGAGUGGGACAAUGACACAGUAACUUUCAGGCCUGCAUAACGGA